This is a messenger RNA of Centruroides sculpturatus (bark scorpion), 1833 nucleotides long. RefSeq names its product T-complex protein 1 subunit beta-like (gene CCT2). The transcript has 10 exons. The coding region runs from base 104 to 1714 and encodes 536 amino acids. NCBI's taxonomy places the organism in Eukaryota, Metazoa, Arthropoda, Arachnida, Scorpiones, Buthidae. Gene Ontology annotation, biological process: protein folding. Gene Ontology annotation, cellular component: cytosol; chaperonin-containing T-complex. Gene Ontology annotation, molecular function: ATP binding; ATP-dependent protein folding chaperone; ATP hydrolysis activity. The record is from RefSeq and is a predicted model, not a curated record.
UGGCUAUAUUUUAUAGUAAGCGAGAAGUAAUUCGGCUCUGUCGCACAGAGAAAGGAAGUGUGAAGCACGUUUUUUCCUGUAAAAAUUAAUCGACGACUUUAAAAUGGCUCAGUUAAUGUCAUUGAAUCCUGUGAGAAUAUUAAAAGGAGAUGCUGAAGAAGAAAAGGCAGAAACUGCUCGUCUGUCAUCUUUUGUUGGAGCAAUUGCUAUAGGCGAACUAGUUAAGAGCACGCUUGGACCAAAAGGAAUGGAUAAAAUACUUGUGAGUGAAGGUAGAAAUGAAGGAAGAGUCGAAGUUACAAAUGACGGAGCUACUAUUCUUCGUUCGAUUGGCGUCGAUAAUCCUGCAGCAAAAAUAUUAGUUGAUAUAUCUAAAGUUCAAGAUGAUGAAGUAGGAGAUGGAACAACUUCUGUUGCUGUUCUUGCUGCAGAAUUUCUGAAAGAAGCAGAAAGAUUAAUUGCAAUGAAAAUUCAUCCCCAAACAAUUAUUGCUGGUUGGAGAAAAUCAGUUAAUAAGGCUCGAGAAGUUCUAACUAAUGCCGCUCAGGAUAACAGCUCAAAUCCUGAAAAAUUUAGAGAGGAUUUAAUGAACAUUGCUCGUACAACUCUUAGUUCGAAAAUAUUAUCUCAGCACAAGGAUUUUUUUGCACAAUUAGCCGUAGAUGCUGUACUGAGAUUAAAAGGAUCGGGAAAUCUGCAAGCUAUUCAAAUAAUUAAAAAAUUAGGUGGAAGUCUUACCGAUUCUUUCCUUGAUGAAGGAUUUCUGCUGGAUAAGAAAGUCGGUGUUAAUCAACCCAAAAAAGUUGAGAAUGCACGAAUAUUGAUUGCUAAUACUCCUAUGGAUACCGAUAAAAUUAAAAUAUUUGGAUCAAGAGUAAGAGUAGAUUCUGUUGCAAAAGUUGCUGAAUUAGAAAUUGCAGAAAAAGAAAAAAUGAAGGACAAGGUUGAUAUGAUCCUGAAGCAUAACAUUAAUGUAUUUAUUAACCGACAAUUAAUAUAUAAUUAUCCUGAACAACUGUUCUCUGAUGCUGGAGUUAUGGCAAUAGAACAUGCAGAUUUUGAUGGAAUUGAAAGAUUAGCAUUAGUUACAGGUGGAGAAAUAGUUUCAACAUUUGGUAAUCCAGAUAAAGUGAAAUUAGGUCAUUGUAAGUGCAUUGAAGAAGUUAUGAUUGGAGAGGAUAAAUUAUUAAAAUUUUCUGGCGUUCCUCUGGGAGAAGCAUGCACUAUUGUCCUACGUGGAGCCACUCAACAAAUAUUAGAUGAAGCCGAGAGAUCUCUUCACGAUGCUUUGUGUGUUUUAUCUCAGACCGUAAAAGAAACUCGCAUUGUUUAUGGUGGAGGAAGUUCUGAAAUGCUGAUGGCCAAUGCCAUUAUGCAUCUUGCUGAAAAAACAGCUGGAAAAGAAGCCAUAGCUAUGGAAUCAUUUGCUAAAGCAUUACAUCAAAUUCCAACCAUUAUUGCUGAUAAUGCAGGUUAUGACAGUGCUGAAUUGGUGGCCGAACUCAGAGCAGCUCAUUCACAAGGAAAACAUACUUAUGGAUUAGAUAUGCAGAAAGGUUGCAUUGGUGACAUGCAAAAAUUAGGAAUCACAGAGUCCUUCAUUGUAAAACGACAAGUUCUGUUGAGUGCAGCAGAAGCUGCAGAAAUGAUUCUCAGGGUGGACAAUAUCAUAAAAUCGGCACCCCGUCAACGCCAACCAGACCAUAGUCAUUAGUGGCACUACGCAUUUGGUAUCAGCAAAUAUUUUCUGUUAAGGACAAUAUUUAAACUAAAAGGCAUUUGUUUUUUUUAUUUGUACUAAUUGAUGCAAUAAAAGUUCCAAUGAAAAGUAAA